This is a messenger RNA of Adineta ricciae, 597 nucleotides long. Lineage: Eukaryota; Metazoa; Rotifera; Eurotatoria; Adinetida; Adinetidae. The record is from the annotation of a GenBank genome assembly.
AUGAAACGUUUCAGAUACGAGAUCAUUGGUAUAUCCGAAGUCCGCUGGACAGGAAAAGGCGAAACGCCAAGCGGUGACCUCAUUUGGUCGGGAGAGGAAAGAACACAUACGAGGGGUGUGGGCUUCCUCCUCAGUAAACAAGCAAAAAAGGCAUUGAUAGGAUACAACCCAAUCAACUCCUGGAUAAUAACGGCGAGAUUCAAUGCAUCUCCGUUUAAGAUGACAGUGAUGCACGUGUACGCACCUACUUCCACAUUUUCCGAGGAAGACAUCGAGGCAUUCUACAACGACAUCGAUGAGGUGCUCUCGAAGACAGAUAAAAGGGACGUCAUCAUUCUGACAGGCGAUUGGAAUGCAAAAAUUGGUAGCGAUAACAGCGAUUGGAAACCUGUAAUGGGGCGAUACGGAUACAGCGACAGAAACGAACGCGGAGAACGCCUUCUAGAAUUCGCUACAGCGCAUAAUCUCUACGUAUGCAACUCGAGAUUCCAAAAUAAAUCGGAUCGGAAGUGGACCUGGGCUUCCCCAGGUGGUGUGCAACGUCAGACUGCGAUUCAAGAAAUUGAAAAGCGAAGCACAACAGUGCCGCGGAGUUGA